CCAAUUUCCAAAAGAUUCAGAAACAUAACCAAAAGGCAGAGCUGCUGUACCAAACUUCAUAAAAACGGAAAAAUAAAAAAUUUAGCUGAAGGUGCGGCUAGUUUGUAACAUGAAUCCAGUAUAGUAUAUUGAUUUCAGAAGUAAAGAUGAGAACUAGGAGUUAGAUUAGCUCCAAAAGCAAGGACUCAUUCUUUAUCCCUCUCGAAGCCCUGAAAUCGAUGCUUUGAAUUCAUAUUCCUUCAGCAUAAUGCAAGAGCAGAGCUUUCUCAGAUGGAAGGAUUAUAAUACUUGAUACUCUCCCAUCAUCUCUGGAGUUCGAUCAUCAUCAAUUCAUGAAAGUCUCUGUUUCUUUUACGGCGGGUCACAAGAAUUCGUGAUUCUUGCCGACCAUUUCUUAAAAUGAAAUCGCACUAAUCAGAAAGUGAGCAAUUACAUGGCCGCAGGUUGUUUCACUUUCAAUCCAUUUCGAGCGAAAAGGCUCGAGAGAAAAUCACUAUUGCCAUCCGGUUCAUCUCCGGAGACAGAAGAAACUGCGGAAGAGGAGAAGGAGAAAAGAUUUGACAGUUUGAAAUCAUGGUCCGUGCUUUUGGAAUCAGAUGAGGCCGUUGAAGAAACGCCUCAGGCGGCGGAAUGGACGGCGGCGGAUCUGUCUCAGCUGGUUAUAGGGAACAAGUUUGCCGCAGGUGCACAUAGCAGGAUUUACAGAGGAAUUUAUAAGGAGAGAGCUGUGGCAGUGAAAAUAGUGAGAAUUGUGGGUCAAAAGGAGACUAGAACCAGGCUUGAAAAUCAAUUCCAUUCAGAAGUAGCUCUUCUUUCUCGCCUCUACCAUCCCAACAUUGUCCAGUUCAUUGCAGCGUGUAAAAAACCACGUGUGUACUGCAUUAUCACAGAGUACAUGUCACAAGGAACGCUUAGGAUGUACCUUAACAACAAGGAGCCAUACUCACUUCCAAUAGAUACCAUUCUGAGGCUAGCUCUUGACAUAUCUAGGGGAAUGGCAUACCUUCACUCUCAAGGCGUGAUUCACAGGGAUCUUAAAUCAAGCAAUUUACUCCUCAAUGAUGAUAUGCAUGUUAAGGUUGCAGAUUUCGGGAACUCAUGCCUCGAGAGGCAAUGCCACAAGGCCACAGGGAAUGUGGGGACUUAUCGGUGGAUGGCCCCCGAGAUGAUCAAGGGAAAGCCGUAUACCCAUAAAAUUGAUGUUUAUAGUUUUGGCAUUGUAUUGUGGGAACUUACUACUUCUCUUGUGCCUUUCCAAGGAAUGACUCCGGUGCAAGCUGCCUUUGCGGUUUCUCAAAAGAAUGAGAGACCGUCAUUGCCUGAAACUUGCCAACCAGCAUUAGUGCACCUUAUAGAGCGCUGCUGGGUACUCAAUCCUUCAAAACGGCCAACUUUUAGUUACAUAGUUUCUGCACUGGAGAGAUAUGACAAGUGUGUCAAAGAAGGCCUCCCACUUGCUCUCCACUACCCAGGGCUAGGAAGCAGAAAAUCCAUUAUUGGAUGCUUCAAAGGCUGCAUAUCCAUCAAACCAUCUACACAUAUACAUUCUGAUUGUUUUUUACAAUUAAAAAUUAAUGAUCACAAGUAGGUUAUAUAUACAUACAUGUAUACAUGCUCCACCUUUCUCUCUACUACAUUUAGAAGCUGUUCCGUUC
This is a messenger RNA of Cuscuta epithymum, 1655 nucleotides long. The record is from the annotation of a GenBank genome assembly. NCBI's taxonomy places the organism in Eukaryota, Viridiplantae, Streptophyta, Magnoliopsida, Solanales, Convolvulaceae.